Patella vulgata (common limpet) is the source of this 3913-nucleotide messenger RNA. Its product is annotated as small glutamine-rich tetratricopeptide repeat-containing protein alpha. Lineage: Eukaryota; Metazoa; Mollusca; Gastropoda; Patellidae. The record is from RefSeq and is a predicted model, not a curated record. Gene Ontology annotation, cellular component: TRC complex; membrane. Gene Ontology annotation, molecular function: protein binding; molecular adaptor activity. The transcript is spliced from 12 exons. The coding region runs from base 131 to 1078 and encodes 315 amino acids. Gene Ontology annotation, biological process: post-translational protein targeting to endoplasmic reticulum membrane.
GUAAACGAUUUCACACAUUCACGUCCCGUGUUGGCCUGUCUAUGACCGGAAGUAAACUCUUCAAAGAAAGAAAAUACAGACGUGCGUGGGAAAGGUUAGAUCCUGCUCAUCAUAUCUGACCGGUGUCAAGAUGGCGGAUGUAAAUAAAUUAGUGUUUUCUGUUUUACAAUUUUUGAAAGAACAGACUAUGACUGGAGGACUAGAUGAUGAAGCUGUAGAAAGCUUAGAAGUUGCUAUACAGUGUUUGGAGUCAUCUUUUAAAGUAGAUAUCAACGACCCAGAAACAGUAACAAAAUAUCAAGUCCAGAGAAAUCUUUUAGAUAUAUUUAAUGCACAGCUGAGUAAUGAACCUGAUUCUGAUUUCUCUAGUUUAUCCCUCCAUGAAGCAACUGAAACCGAGAAAGAUGAGGCUGAACAAUUUAAAAAUAAAGGUAACGAUUUUAUGAAAACCGAGAAAUUUUCUGAUGCCUUGGAAUGUUAUAGUAAAGCAGUUAAGUUGGAUAGUAAAAAUGCUGUAUAUUUCUGUAAUAGGGCAGCUGCUUAUAGUAAAUUAAAUAAACAUCAACAAGCAAUAGAAGACUGCAAUCGAGCUCUAACUAUAGAUUCCAAUUAUAGUAAAGCAUAUGGUAGAAUGGGAAUUGCAUAUACAGCUUUAAAUGAUCAUGAAAGUGCGAGAGAAUGUUACAGAAAGGCAUUAGAAUUAGAUCCAGAUAAUCAGAGCUAUCAAAAUAACUUAGAGAUUGCAGAACAAAAAUUGAGAGAAGCUGCCACCAGUGUAGGAUUUGGUGCUGGGCCUGGAAUGGAUCUAGCUGGAAUGUUAAAUAAUCCAGCCUUAAUGAAUAUGGCAACACAAUUCAUGUCUAAUCCACAAAUGCAGCAAAUGAUGACAAGUGUAUUGUCUGGUAGUCAAGGUGACAUGUCUAUGGCUGGUGGAUUAAACCCUCUAUUACAAGCUGGUCAACAGUUAGCCAGUCAAAUGCAGCAACAGAAUCCAGAUUUAGUAGCAGAAUUAAGACAACAAGUACAAAAUCAAGGUAGACAGGACUCGCAGCCCCCACCAGAUUCAGAAGGACAAUGACGUGAUAUAAAUUUAUAUUUAUAACUUCAUGUAGACAUAAAAUUCAAGCUCAUAAACUAAUGUCAUUAUUACCCUCGUGCAUGAUUUGAUUUUUGUUAAUACCCACAAAUUCGCGUAUAGCACAAGUCAUUGAUUUAAUUUUGUCAGUUUUCAUUACAAAUAGGAAACUGUGAUCAUUAAAAUAUCACUAAGCCUUUGUGUUGCUUUUUUUCUCAAGAUAAAGCUUCCAAGGUUUGAAACAAUUUUUGGCACUUUUUUGUUAAAAUCCUGUAUAAAAUGCCAGUGACGCUAGUAGCUAAUGAAUAUAUGUAUAAUAGUAUUUCUAUUAUUAUUGAGAUAUGUACUAUUACCCAUUAGUGAUUGGUCUAAGAUGACUUUCUGCCCAACUGCAAUUGAAUUAAAAGUAUAUGUUAUUCUUGUUACUUUUAAUCGGCUAGUCACUCUGGGUCUGUUACUACAGCAUAACAAUAACCUUCUAAAGACAGCCAAUCAAUGAAUGAAACAUCUUGAUUAAAUCAAAUCCUUUCAAAUAAUUCCACAGAAAUAUCUGUAUUACAGGUUUUGAUUAGUAGGUUGAUCUGUAUUACAGAUUUUGUAGUCUUUAAUCACAAAAUGUUUGUUACUCAGCGUGCCAUGAAAAGAAAUGUCUUUAGACCAGGAUCAAGUACAGUAAACAAUUGAUAAUUAAAGAUAGUAUCCCACAAAAGUAUUUAUCAGGUGGCUAUUUCCAAUAAAAGUAUGGCAAUUUUGGGAUAUAUGGAAAAAUACUAGAUUCCUUGAAAAAAUAAUCCUUGGAGUUCACGCAGGGCAAAAAUGAGAGAGUGUCAAUAAAUGAAAUGAAAUUGGGUUUAACGUCCUACUGUUCUGCUCCUACCUGGCUAAUUAAGACCGGCAUAUGCCAUACAGUGUGUAUGAUGGAAAUUUUGCAUGGGCAGCGGCUCUAUGGUCUACUCUUGUAUCGAAUGCCAACUGCCAAGGGAUCUUUUACAUGCACGCCAAUGUAUACACAGGUCCUCGUUUUUUUCGUUCCAUUCAAACGACCAGACAGCUGUCCUUGUCAGGCCGUCCGUUCUGCUCCACUGACAAGGGAAACCACACUGGAAAAUCCUGAUGAACUUUCUUGGCCAAUGCAGGGAUUGAACACGCGACCUCCAAGCUAGCUCGCCAGCGUCUUACUCACUUAGCCACCCUGGCUCCCAGGGUGUCACUAAUUGAUAGUCCAGUGCUCGAGUGACGUCAAAGGUUGCAUGCGUAGAUUGUCGGACGUCUUUGCGUAAGGGAGCGCUUGAUGUAUAUGUUGAUAAACUAGGUGAUGAGCAGACGUGGAAAAAGUGAGAGACUUAAAAGUACAACAGUUUCUGAGAUAAAAAACAUGGGAAAGGGGAUAAUCCGAGAAUUUACUUAGGCUUCAGUAUUUAUGGUAAAUGGACAGCGAUUAAAGACAACAUCAUCUUUUAUGUGCAAUGGAUUCUCCUCCGGCUUGGCAACCGUUGCUAGUUACUGCGACCACCAAGUCACCUAACACAAGCAUGACUUCUUUUUAUAGAUUUUUAAAGCUUGAGUUGUUUCCUCACGAGGGGGGUUGGAUGGCCGAAUGGUUAGCACGUGCGCGCUGUAUCAUAAGGCCUGUCAUUCAGUCAACUGGCGUGGUUUUGAAUCCCUGGUUGUACGUGACAAGAAUUAGGGUCACCUGUCCAACCUCGAGGGUUUUCCCCGGGUCCUCCCACUGUUAUAGACCCCUACAUGCAAGCGAAUUAUUGAAAUAAAAUUAAAACCAUAUGCUAGUCCUGAAAUGACCUAGUUUGUGUCGAGUGGACGUUAAACCCCGUUUCUCUCUCUCUCGAAUACAAUUUUUGAGAGGGAUUUGAAGUAAAUUUUUGAUAGAUUAACUAGUUUGAAUAUGUUUUUAGUCUAAAUAUAUCAUGAAAUCACCCAGUUUGUACAUUUAAAUUUAUUCAGUUCAGAGAGGCAAUUGCUACCGUUCUGAAAAAUGAGGAGGGUGUUGUCCAAAUUGUUACACAUUACAGUUUUCUGGAGCGUUGCUAUAACUAAAUCUACUAAUCUAUCCUGUAAAAUGAUAUAAACAAAUACAAUAUUAAGUUAUUAUUUAUGUUUCUAUUUAAUUUCCCCAGAAAAUGUCAACUUCUAAUCUGACAAGUUGUACCAAAGCAACAUUCCAAAUAUAUAUAUAUCAUCAAAUUGUUCAAAGGAGAUUAAUAUUGGGUGAAUUGUCAUGGUAGUUUUUUUAGAAUGUAUUUUGUUUUCUACUAUAGUUCAAAUUUUUAGGUGUUUAUAGUACUAUUACAUUUUCCCUCUAAACUGUUAUGUGUUGACCAACUAAUAGGAUGGGAAUGACACCUAGAAUAACCUACAUAUUAAAGAUUAUAUUUUGGUAAUUGUUCAAUGUGAAUUAAAAUUAAGACAAUCAUGUCAACCAUAACAGCUCCCAAAAGGUUAGGAGUGACACCUACAUGUAGUUACUAAAGAUUAUAUUUUGGAAAUUUUUCAAUGUGAAAUAUGUAUAGAAAAUCAUGUUGACCAUAACAGCUCCCAACUGGAAAAAUCUUCACUCACUCAUAGACAAAUGUAUUUGGAAUCCUGUUACAUUAGGGUUGUUUAGGGUAAAAAUAGUGUGGUACUAUGAACACUAACGAUAACUAAAGCAAGCCCUGUUUGUGUUUUUCCAGUAGGCUAUGUACAUGAUAAUACUGACUUAAGUUGUUACAUUUACAUUGUAAAGUAUAUAUUAUGUGGUACGGUCUUUUGACAGAAAAAAAAAAAAAAUAUUGUGAGCAUCAAUACUUUUGAUAGGCGUUGGAAAAAAAAAAAAAAAUA